UCAACAACAGAUGUCAGCGUUGCGCAGACCUUUUGCAUGCGCUAUCUUUUCAAUUGCCGCAGGCAGAUUUGAAUUUUGAACGUAACAAAAUGUCUCCUCAACAACCCCAGUUCAGAAUUUCAUCAAAGUCGCUCAAGAGUACCGACAAAAGUUUCUUGCCUGCACUUGCCGAAGUGCUCUGGUCCUGGAAUCUUUGCUCAAAGUGUCUCUGUGGCAAACCCUGUGUCGCUGCAAUCUGUCCCUCGAGGCGAACUGCGCGACUUUCCCGCUAUCUUCAGUUCUGUCGCACAGCAAUCUCAAGCUAUACAGAUAGCUCUAUGGCAGGAACACGGAUACUGGAAACGUACGGAGACUUAUGGUAUACCAUCCGAACACUGAAGCUGAACCCCGAAAUCACCCGAACCGAGUUCCGCCAAUCACUGCUUUCCAAACGACCCAGACAUCCUGCUGAUAUCAACGGUUCGGACCUCGUACAGGCAACAACACUGGCCGUGAAGAUCCUCACCAUGAUCGAUUGCUCUGAGCUGCACGUAUCGUCUGACAUGCUUGAGAGGGGCGGUUGCAGAGUCCACUGGAGAGACGACGUACCAUUCGCCAAAUAUCUACAGGACCUCUUCCCAAUUGGCAAUCAUCCAGUAUUGAGCUACGCCGAUAACGAUUUGCUUGUCGAUAUGAAAUCCGACUUGAAAGCAGUCAAGUUACAAAAACACCUGGGUGUCACAUUCCGUCCCACAAACGACAUACGAGAUCAUCUCCGGUUCUAUAGGAAACAGAAUAUUGUUGAAAUAUACCACCAUACGGCUUUCGUUAAAGAGCAGCUGAGGUUGACCAAGGAGCCUGGGGAAUGGUCGAAUUCGGCUACAUGCAUUAAAGUAGGAGCACUACCCCGCCAACUAAUCCUCGAGGCCUUGGUGUCAGAUUGCUCGUUUGACCACGAUAUCCUUCAUUUUGAGUUCAGCUCGAUCCGUAGAGCUGGGGAAGAGAAUGUGACAUAUAUAUUUCUCGCUGAUCGGCUCUCGGAGUUAUACAAUGAGUUGCAUAAUCCUCGACCCCGCGGGUGGCUGAACAGGCAAAUAGAUCGAAAGAGUAGCGCAAGACACAUGAUGAUGGCAACUCUUCUCGGGGUGCUUUUCGCCAUCUUUCUAGGUAUGAUGUCUUUGGUGGUGACUUGUUACCAGACUUGGAUAGCAUAUCAAGCCUGGAAGCAUCCAGUACAGGUGCUGCUUCCCGUUGGCUAG
Molecule: messenger RNA, 1238 nt
Organism: Periconia digitata
Lineage: Eukaryota; Fungi; Ascomycota; Dothideomycetes; Pleosporales; Periconiaceae
Source: the annotation of a GenBank genome assembly